Raphanus sativus (radish) is the source of this 1158-nucleotide messenger RNA. Its product is annotated as putative vesicle-associated membrane protein 726. The transcript has 5 exons. Bases 203 to 865 code for a protein of 220 amino acids. Lineage: Eukaryota; Viridiplantae; Streptophyta; Magnoliopsida; Brassicales; Brassicaceae. Gene Ontology annotation, biological process: vesicle-mediated transport. Gene Ontology annotation, cellular component: membrane. The record is from RefSeq and is a predicted model, not a curated record.
AAAAAAGUUUCAAAGGAUCGCAGCGUCGUCCCCAUCUCUCUCUCUCCCUUUCAUUUUCCCCUUCUGUUUCGGAUCUUUCUUACUUUCGUACACACCAAGGAAACAAACAAAAAUAGAAACUCUUCUUCUCUUUCACCUAAUUCAACAUUCUGAUCUCUGGUGCGUUAGGGUUUGUUUCUUUCUCUCUUCUUCGGGACAAAAAAUGGGACAACAGAAUCUGAUCUACAGCUUCGUAGCUCGCGGCACGGUGAUUCUGGUCGAGUAUACUGAGUUUAAAGGGAACUUCACUUCGGUCGCUGCACAGUGCCUCCAGAAGCUUCCUUCUUCCAACAACAAGUUUACCUACAAUUGCGACGGGCACACCUUCAAUUACCUCGUCGAAAAUGGCUUCACGUAUUGUGUUGUUGCUGUUGAAUCUGCUGGGAGGCAGAUUACAAUGGCUUUCCUGGAGCGUGUCAAAGAAGAUUUCAACAAGAGAUAUGGUGGCGGAAAAGCUACCACUGCUAAGCCCAACAGCUUGAACAAAGAGUUUGGGUCUAAACUGAAGGGGCACAUGCAGUACUGUGUGGAUCAUCCUGAGGAGAUUAACAAACUUUCCAAGGUUAAGGCUCAAGUGACUGAGGUGAAAGGAGUUAUGAUGGAGAACAUUGAGAAGGUCCUUGACCGUGGUGAGAAAAUUGAGCUUCUAGUGGACAAAACUGAGAACCUUCGUUCACAGGCACAAGACUUCAGAACGCAAGGAACAAAAAUAAGAAGAAAGAUGUGGUGGGAGAACAUGAAGAUUAAGCUCAUAGUCCUUGGUAUCAUCAUUGCCUUGAUUCUCGUCAUUAUUCUCUCGGUUUGUCAUGGGUUCAAGUGUACCUAAAACUUGAAACAAGAAGAAGAUUUACGUUGAGAGAUGAUUAUCAGCACCAUAUUGUUUUACUAAGCUCAUAGAAACUCCUGCCGGUGUUCUUUUUCUUUCUAUUUUCGCUGUUUCUCUUUAUAUAUAGGGGAAAGGAAUGUGAUGACUGAUUACUGAGAAAUUAUCCUUUAGGGUAUGAAUGUCUGGAAAUAGUGUAAACUGUUGGGGUUUGCUUAUUUAUAGAUUAGAUCAUUGUGUGGUCACCGUGAUGACAUGUUUUUUUUUUUUGUAAUCUAAAAGUUUAAUGUUGGAUU